AUGUGUGGCCACUUUCAGGUCAUGUGUUCGAAUCCUUCUGUGGUCGCAAUAGCUUUCAUGUUCAUAUUCUCUUGUGCGACUUCUUUGACUUCUUACUCUACAUCUUUGGGUGCACAUCAGUACAUCAUGACGGCCGCCUUUACUCAACGGGACGUUAACAUCACGACGACGGCAUUUACUCAACGGGACAUCAACAUCAUGACGGCCGCCUUUACUCAACGGGACGUUAACAUCAUGACGGCCGCUUUUACUCAACGGGACAUCAACAUCAUGACGGCCGCCUUUACUCAACGGGACGUUAACAUCAUGACGGCCGCCUUUACUCAACGGGACAUCAACAUCAUGACGGCCGCCUUUACUCAACGGGACGUUAACAUCAUGACGAUAGCCUUUACUCAACGGGACAUCAACAUCAUGAAGGCCGCCUUUACUCAACGGGACGUUAACAUCAUGACGACGGCAUUUACUCAACGGGACAUCAACAUCAUGACGGCCGCCUUUACUCAACGGACAUCAACAUCAUGA
Messenger RNA from Candidula unifasciata, 525 nucleotides. Lineage: Eukaryota; Metazoa; Mollusca; Gastropoda; Stylommatophora; Geomitridae. The record is from the annotation of a GenBank genome assembly.